AUGACAGAAAAUACCCUCGAGAAGAAACACAUCGCCUUGCCUCCAGAGGAGGGACUCAAAGGUUGGCUAUGCGUCACUGGCGCAUGUCUGACGCUGUUCAGCAGUUUUGGAUUCCUGAAUGCUGUCGGCGUCUUCCAGAAUUACUACCAAGACCAUUCGUUGAAGAACUACACUCCAUCGGACAUCUCCUGGAUUUUCUCUUUCCAGAUUAUGUCGAUGUGGGUCCCAGGCCCCCUUGUUGGAAGACUUGUGGACACUUAUGGGCCUUAUCCUGUCCUCCUUCCUUGCAGUGUCCUCUGCGUCUUUGCACUCUGCAUGACGAGUCUCGCUACCGAAUACUACCAGAUUUUCCUCGCCCAGGGUGUCGCCUUCGGCAUAGGCGCGGGAGGUGUCUUCACAAGUUCGUUCGUCUGUGUUGGACAAUGGUUCGUAAAACGAAGAGGUCUCGCAAUCGGAAUUGCCAGCGUCGGGAGCAGUGUUGGUGGUGUUAUAUUCCCGCUUUUCCUGGAUCAGGUCAUUCACGAGGUCGGAUUCUACGGCGCGAUUCGCUACACAGCUCUGCUGGACGGCGUUGUCCUAGCAGCUGGAUGCUGUCUAGUCAAGUCUCGACUGCCGAAGAAGAAGUGGGAUAAGAAUGCAAAGUGGUUCGAUGUCACGUUGUUCAGGCAUCCAGAGUUCGCGUUGUUUACCCUUGGAUCCUUCUUCGUCAUGUGGGGUCUUUGGGUGCCGUUCGACUUCAUCUCGACUUUCGCAACUUCGCAGGGUUUCUCGUAUGAGCUGGCGUUAUCUUUGAUCUCCAUCAUCAACGCGACUUCGAUACCUGGCCGCAUCUUGCCGCCGUACUUAAGCGACAGGCUUGGCCACUUCAACGUCGUCGUAGCAAGCAGCUUUCUCAUAGGCCUGUCGAUGCUCUGUCUGUGGCUUCCAUUCGACUUUCAUACCUCGCAUGCGGGUGUCAUAGUCUUUUGCCUGGUCUACGGCUUCGUAAGCGGCGCGUUUGUGGCGCUCCUAAUGCCUUGUGUGGCCAAGACUGGUCCCAUCGAGACGAUUGGAAUGCGGUUUGGCAACUUUCAGAUGGUCAUCGGCAUUGCUUGCUUGACUGGUUUGCCAAUUUCCGGAGCGAUUCUUGCACGGCAGGGUGGAAGCGUAUACUGGGGCGCGCAAAGCUUUGCCAUAAUUUCCUCUCUGAUUGGAGCCAUCAUGACUGCAGGGGCAACGAUACUCAUAGGACGUUCUAAAGGCACAUGGAAAGUGUAA
This is a messenger RNA of Zasmidium cellare ATCC 36951, 1257 nucleotides long. RefSeq lists its product as uncharacterized. The record is from RefSeq and is a predicted model, not a curated record. NCBI's taxonomy places the organism in Eukaryota, Fungi, Ascomycota, Dothideomycetes, Mycosphaerellales, Mycosphaerellaceae. Gene Ontology annotation, biological process: transmembrane transport. The coding region runs from base 1 to 1257 and encodes 418 amino acids. Gene Ontology annotation, cellular component: fungal-type vacuole membrane. Gene Ontology annotation, molecular function: transmembrane transporter activity. The transcript is spliced from 8 exons.